UCUGGUGUCCCCUGGCCUCCCUGGGGCCUCAGAGCGCUUCCCUUCUCGGAUUUCCCUCGCAGCACCUCUCGACCCUGCCCGCGGCCACCGCCUGCUCCAACGGGGCUGUCCGGAAAAAAAAAAAAAAAAAAAAAAAAAGGCAAAAAAGGCAAAAGAAAGAGUAAAGCCAGCCGUAGUUGGAUAGAAGAAGAGAGGUUGAAGAGCAAACCCAGCGGCGGGGCAGGGAGCCCGCGGGGCGGGAGCACGGCGGAGGCGGCGCUCAGGGCCACCCACUGUUAGGGAAAGCGAAAGUGAAGGCCACAUGUUUUCCGAGAAGGCGGGGAGGAGCCGACCAGAGCUCCGCCGCGUUAAAUAAAAAGCCGGGGCGAUGCGCCGCCACAGAGCGCUGGAGGUGCCGGGAGCGCUGGAGGUGCCGCUCGCCCGCCCGCCCCGCGGCAGCCCCGGCUCGCCGCGGCGCCAGGCAGGGGCCCCGCCGGAGGAUGCUCGGCCGGCCCCCGGGGCCAGGACCAGGACUAGCAGCAGGACUGAGACUGGCAGCGUGGGCUGCGCUCCGGGGACGGCCCCCACCCGCGGCACCCCGAGAGUAGCUGCUGGAAGGCCACCCUGCCGUAGCCGCUGACGCUAUGGAAGACCGCAUCCGCUGCUCUCGGCUGUAGGAUGGUAGCGCACAGCAAGGUGUCAGCAGAUAAUGCACUUGGAGCAGACCCAAGACGGCUUCUUGACCCUCCGGCACGGGAUCGCUCACAGGCACGAGGCUUCCAGGGCCCCGGCCGGCCCGGCACUGUGCAGGCACAGGGCACCACACACUUCCGAACCUUUCGCUCCCAAGCGGAUUUCAGUAGCAUCACUCGAGCCAGCAGCCUGCUGGAUGCCUGUGGCUUCUACUGGGGACCUCUGACUGUCAGUGCUGCCCACGAGAAGCUGAAGUCUGAGCCCGAGGGCACCUUCCUCAUCAGGGACAGCACACAAAAGAAUUGCUUCUUUGCCAUCAGUGUUAAGACUGCAACUGGGCCCACCAGUAUCCGGAUUAACUUUCAGACUGGGCGUUUCAGCCUGGAUGGCAGCAAAGAGACUUUUGACUGUCUUUUUAAGCUGCUGGAACAUUACCUAAACUCCCCGAGGAAGGUACUGGUUACCCCCCUUCGCAAGGUGCGGGUGCAGCCACUGCAGGAGCUCUGCCGGAAAAGCAUCGUGAAGACUUUUGGAAGAGAAAACUUAAAUCAGAUCCCACUCAAUCCUGUUUUAAAGGACUACCUGAAUGCCUUCCCAUUUCAGAUAUAAGUGCAGCAUUAACUGUAUAGGGACACAUUAGACAUGUGUAACAAAAUCCAUCUUCCUGGGUUUUUAACUAUGUUUGACAGUGAGCAAACUUAUUUUUGUAGCAGUUUACUGUAUUUUGUGAUGGAACCUGAACACUUGACUUCUUAUGUUUACAAAAACUGUUUGCACAAACCUGGGGUUUUAAAACCCUGGCAUAAUUUUUCUGCCAAGCAGAAUAUUUUACUAUUUUAUAAUAUUUUUAAUGAUAUUAACAUAAUAAACUUUAUUGUCACAGUUUUUAAAAAAAUAGCAUCUCUGGUUUUAGUUUUAAAGGCUCUGGCACCUAUCCUGCUGGCAGAUUAACUGCUUAACUGAGUGUGUAAGUGCAGACAGGUCUCCACAUGGUCCUGCUUCUUUGCCCUAGCAAAUUAAUCUGUCUUAGUGCCGGUCCAGCAGGCAGAGGAUUCCUGCCUGCAAAAGCCUACAACAAAAAAGGGCAAGCAAGUAGAAAAUAUACUCAGGGUGAAUCUGCUCAGGAAUCCGGCAUUCUCCUAAAUCCAUGAGAGCAGGGACAAUGUCUUAAGACUGCAGUGAUGCACAGUUUUUGACAGAGUAAAUCCAACCCUUGGCUGAGCAAACUGCACCAACACUGGUUUGCCUUAUUUCUGUGGAAAGAUGAAAACCCUAAGCCAGAAGAUGUUGCUGUCUGAUAGAACCAAACUCCAUGAACCUCGGUGGGGAAAAAUAAAACUGUCCAGAAAUGCUCUUCACACACUUUUAAAGCCUGUGAAUCCUGUAUCAUUGUGGUGCAUUGGGGAAAGGAUAGCUUAGUUCCCUUUGAAAAUUUGCAUACACAAAUGGCAAAGGUGCAGACAUCCUUAUACAUAAAAAAAGACAUUUCUAAUCUUAAAUUCCUCCUGAUUUACAGAGCAGAGAUUUGGCAUGAUAAAAGAAUCUAUGACUUAGGUCCAUGACAGGAUCCAGAGAACAUAAUCCUCUGCAUUUGCAGCUGUAAUAUCUAGUGGCUAAACUGUAUUCAGAGAAAGUUAAACUACAUUAACUGUUCUGUUUCCAUCUGCUCACAAAACACAAAACCAGUGCCCCCAGAAACUGCAGCUGUGAAUGACUUGAAAUGCCUGAUUUGGCAAAGUGUCACCUGCAUUAUGAGAAAGUGAUUCUCCUCUCCCCCAAGCAUUUCCUGAAAUCCAUGAAAAGCUGACUUAGAAAAACAGCUGAACCAAAUCACUUCAAAGAAGGCACAGAGUCUUUCACAGAAGUGUACUCUAUCAGCCCAGAUCUACAGUGCUUACAGGAACUGCAAGCAGUAAAUGAAGUAAUCUUCAGAGUUUGGGAGAUAAAAGGUCUCUCCCCCUACAGUAAUUCACAUUCCUUUUAAAGAUAAAGCCACUUUUAGGAGACACUGACUGUAUGUUCCAUAGUGAUCCUUAGUGAAUCAUUUGUUUAAUAUUUACCAAAUUAGCUCUUACUUCAUUGAUAUUUCUUUGGAAUAAAUAGGUUUCCUCCUCAGUCAUGACUAAGGAUAACUCAGUAGACUGGACCUUAUGAAAAAAGGGAAAAAGAACACACAGGCAGUUAUCAUGUGAGUUUCUGAUGUGUUGCUUCCCUAAAAGUGUUCUUUGGAUCAGUCCUAAAACAGCAGAAAGCAUUUCUGCUUAAUUCUAAAACUGGAAUUAGUUGUCAAAUGAUGCAUUUUCCCACAGCAGCUGCAAGGAUAUAAAUUUGGGAAGUAGUGAAUGCUGUGCUAUGCAGCAGAUAGGAGACUGGAGCAAAGUCUGAAUGUGAAUAGCAUUGUUAAAUUGGAAAAAAAGUAAUUGUAGGGUGAAGGCUGCCAGACUGGUUUGUUGUCAGCAGAGAUUGUUAUCCCUUCCCCAUACUCUUUUCCCCAGCUCCACACUACUUAAUCUUUUAACCCUUCAGGCUCCGAACGAAUGGCUCUUGCCCUGCUAUACAGAUGGUAGAACAAGCACAAUGUAACUUAGAAGGUUCUCUGCCUCUGAGAAAACCAAGCAAAACUAGACCUAGAUAUGGAAUAAAGGGCUUCCCACUGAGAGGUGUGGAAUGAAAAGCAUAAGAAUUGAGUCAAUUUCAUUUUCUUCCUGGCAGAAAUGAACCUGUUUUCUUUCUUCUAUUGCUUUUGAGUAAGUUUAGCUUAUUUAGAAAUAUUUAGCUUAUUUAGAAAUAAGCCAUAACCUCCCACAUGAGGUGCCUAAAUAUCUUCAUUUUGUCUUUAUUAUGAAAUGCAAAUAUGGGAUAACUCAGAAAAAAAAAUAUAACCAAAUCUAUAAAUAAGGACAAGUAGGUGAGAAUUGUAUAAAAUGAGUCUUAAGAGGAGACAAAGCUGACUUGUAUUUUUAAAUUACAUUAUCUUUACCUGCCUUAUUUUUCUUCCCCUUCCUUUCCUUCUCUCUUUCUCCCCAGCAUACAAUAGAGUGGUCAGGCAGAUCCUCCUUCUAAUAGGUACAUAUGGGUUGCUCAAAUGCAAUAAGGAAAUCCUAACCACAGGAUGUGUGUUCACAAUAUCACUCUGACUUUCCUUCUAUAAGAGCAAAUGAAGGCCUCUCUAAAAUG
Molecule: messenger RNA, 3849 nt
Organism: Motacilla alba alba
Lineage: Eukaryota; Metazoa; Chordata; Aves; Passeriformes; Motacillidae
Gene: SOCS1
Product: suppressor of cytokine signaling 1
Exons: 2
Coding region: 658-1281 (207 amino acids)
Biological process (GO): intracellular signal transduction; phosphatidylinositol phosphate biosynthetic process
Cellular component (GO): phosphatidylinositol 3-kinase complex
Molecular function (GO): 1-phosphatidylinositol-3-kinase regulator activity
Source: RefSeq, a predicted model, not a curated record